GCUCCGAAGGCUCUCUCUUCAGGUGAUGCUUCAGAGUUGCAUCAAUUGCUUUUGCGUAUCAAUGACUUGAAAGUGGCUGAACUGCGCGCCGAACUCGAGAAACGUGGCGCACGUCUUAAGGGUAACCUAAAAAAGGCGGAUUUGACCACAAAAUUGCGGCAAAUUAUUACUCAAUUGCUCGAAGACGAGAACGUUGUGAGCGAUGAGGUUAAGAACGACUGGUGGGCGCAGAAAAUACUUAGCAAAGAGAGCGCUGCCAAUGAGGACACCGAAGAGGAGAAGACUGCCGAAGCGAAUCAGGAAAGUAUUGAUCCCAUUGUGGACUCAAAUUCAGUUGUUUGUGAGGACAACACCACAAAUGAGUCCAACGAUAUCGUUAUGAUUGAAAACGACAAUCAAAGCAAAGAAGGCGAACAAAUGGUUAUUGAUUUGGGCGACGAUAAGACCACUGAUAGUGAAAUCCAAACCAACGGAACUGCAGAAAAAUCCACACAAAAUGGAACGGCUAAACGCAAGAAUGACUCGCAAUCACCAAAGGAUGCGAAGAAAGCCAAGAAUGGAGAUGUGGUUCAGGAAGUGAUUCCCACAAAAGUGACGGACGGAUGUGUUUACGUGAAGGGAGGGGAGAAUCUGACUGUAAUCACACUCCACGAGGCAUUGAAUCACCAGAGAUACGAUCAGUUUGAGGUCUCAUUG
Oppiella nova is the source of this 696-nucleotide messenger RNA. The record is from the annotation of a GenBank genome assembly. NCBI's taxonomy places the organism in Eukaryota, Metazoa, Arthropoda, Arachnida, Sarcoptiformes, Oppiidae.